GCCAGCGCCGGGGCCGACCCGGAAGCGCUGGGCCCGGCGGUGGUUUAACGCAGCGCGGCUCAUGGGCCCAGCGGCCGGGCCGGGGGUGGAGGGCCCGGCGGGCAGCGCCGUGUCGGCGCCGGCGCUGGUGGCGGCGGCGCGGGAGGAGCUGGGGGCCGGGCGGCGGUGGCGGUUCCCGGCGGGCCGUGCCCUGCAGCUGGCCGGGGAGGUGCUGGCAGUGGCGGCGGGGCUGAAGCCGGGCCUGCUGUACGACUGCGGCGCGGCGGGCCCCGCCGAGCUGCGGCGGUACCUGGCCCGGCUCAGGGAGGCCGGGCUGGCCCCGGGCCGCCUGCACUUGCUGGACAUGGAGGGCUCGGCCCUGCUGCUGCAGCCGGGGCUCGCCCAGCGCAGGCUGGCGGCCGUGCUGCGCGCCCGCCCCGCGCCCUUCGUGGAUGUCUCGGCGGGGCGGCAGCGCCCGGCUCUCUGCGGGCCAGCGGAGGCCGAGGCCAUCAGGGGCCACCUCGCCGCCCUCCUUGCCCACUUAGGGGCCGCUGAGGCCACCGGCCCGGUGUCCUCCAGCGAGCUUGUCCCCGCAGGCUGGAACCUCUGCACCAUCGUCGGGGUGCUGCUGGGCUACCCGGCGUCCUACGCCUUCUCCAUGGAGGAGGGUGCCGAGAACUGCCUGGCGCUCACGCCGCUGAGGGUGUUCACGGUCCAGGCGUCCUGCCCCAGGAUAAAGGACGGGCUCAGGGUCCAGAUCUACUCCUUCAGCAUCCCGGAGAGCCUGUGCGCGGAGCUGAGGGCGGUGCUGGACGCCUGGUGCGAUGAGCUGAAGGAGGCCUUCGGUGCACAGAGUGACUUUGUAGAUCUUUGCAUUUCGAGCGAGGUGGUGUCCCUUCCAGCGGUUGCCUUGUAAAACGAACAAACUCAGACCUUUUCACCUAUUUCUCGCUUGCAUCAGGGACCUAAGCAAGAGAUGCAGUUCCCAUGUGUGCAGCCCACUGAGACCCUGGGCACUAAAGGUUGAGUCGUGACUAUUUCAGGCCCCCGACCUUGUAGGCAAGUUGCAAAUCAAACACGUUUAAUUCCCGGAAGACCACUGUGUGGAUGUGCCUACCCACAGCUGCUCUGCAGCCUCCAUCCUGACUGCGAAGUAUGCCCUGGAAAGUCAGGGGAUAUUUACUUGCUGCAAACAGCUGAGGAUUAAUAAAAAAAAUCGAACACCACA
This is a messenger RNA of Columba livia (rock pigeon), 1207 nucleotides long. RefSeq names its product chromosome 22 C1orf74 homolog (gene C22H1orf74). Lineage: Eukaryota; Metazoa; Chordata; Aves; Columbiformes; Columbidae. The transcript has a single exon. The record is from RefSeq and is a predicted model, not a curated record. The coding region runs from base 62 to 895 and encodes 277 amino acids.